AGCGAAGUAAGAUGACGGUCGCCGUGAUCCUCGUGGCCAGCGUCGACACGUGCCUCGAGGGCGAGCUCCUCGACGCCGGCGCCGAGUACAGCCACCUCCACGGGUUGCCCAAGGCGCUGCUGCCCAUCACGGGGGGCAAGCGCGUGCUGGACUACUGGUGGGGCGCCAUCGAGGGCCAGCGGCAGAUCAGCGACGUCUACCUCGUGACGAACGCGAAGCAGUUCAAGCACUUCGAGCGCUGGGCGACGUCGCGCGGCAUCCCCGCGUCCAAGGUCAUCAACGACGGGUCGACGAUGCGGUGCACGUCGCUCGGCGCCGCGCGCGACCUGCUGCUCGCGCUGACGCGCGCGGGCUCCUUCGGCGACAAGGGCCUGGACCAGGACGUCAUGGUCAUCGCGGGCGAUUCCCUCUUCCACCGCGACUUCGACCUCCACUCCGUCGUCACGGAGCGCCACGUGGAAGCGGGUCAAUCUUUAGCGGUCACGUACCGCCUCGGCGCGGACGAGGAUGCGUCGACGCGGGGCAUCGCCGAGGUCGACGCGUCGACGCGCCAGGUGUUGCGCUUCGUCGAGAAGCCGUCGCCCGGCGCCACGGCGUCGCGCGACGCGUGCCCGCUCUUCUACAUUCUGAAGCCCGACCUCGUCGCUUUGCUCCCGGCGUUCGUCGAGGAGCACGACCGCGACGCGAAGCCGAGCCUCGGCGGCUUCAUGGCCUGGGCCAUCAACGACAAGGGGUCCAAGGUCUACUCCAUGCGCAUGCCCGGCGUCUUCCGGCUCAUCGGCGACGCGGGCCUCCAGGAGUAUUUGGAUUUGGUCGAGCACUUCGAGCGAAUCGACGCGCCGAGCUGGUCCACGGCGGGCGGCGGCAAGCACACGGUCAAGGCCCACGCGCGCGUCGGCCUCUUCGGGAACCCGAGCGACGGCUACCACGGGGCGACGAUCGCGCUGACCAUCGCGAACUUUUGGGCGUCGGCGACGAUCGCGCCGUCCGAGCGUCUGUGCCUCGUGCCCCACCCCCUCUUCGACCCCUGCGACUUCGGGUCCCUCGCGGACCUCCACUUCAUCUCGCGGCGCGAGGGCUACCAGGGCGGCAUGCGGCUCCUCCAGGCGGCCUGCAAGCGCUUCUUCGAGUACUGCGCCGCGCACGGCGUCGCGCUUCCGAAGCGCAACUUCACGCUGUCCUACGAGACGAACGUGCCGCGCCAGGUCGGCCUCGCGGGGUCGUCGGCCAUCGUCACGGCGGCCAUCAAGGCGAUGAUCGCCUUCUUCUCCCUCGACGAGUCGCACGUGCCCGCGCCCGUGCUGCCGAACCUCGUGCUGUCGAUCGAGGCGGAAUUGGGCAUCAACGCGGGCCUCCAGGACCGCGUCGUCCAGGCCUACGAGGGCCUCGUGGCCAUGGACUUCGACAAGGCGCACUUCGACGCCCACGGCUUCGGCGUCUACGAGCGGCUGCCGCCGCACCAGCUCCACGCGGCGCCGCCCCGCGCGCUGCCGCUACUGUGGCUCGCGUACUGCGGCGAACCGUCCGACUCGGGCGCGAUCCACAGCGACGUGAAGCAGCGGUGGCACGCGGGCGACCCCGUCGCCGUCGCCGGCAUGGAGAAGAUCGCCGACGUCGCGAAGCGGGCCAAGGUGGCCAUCGCGCUGGGCGACGCGACGGAGUGCAAGAAGCUCAUGGCCGAGAACUUCUCGCUGCGGCGCGCGCUGUUCGGCGACGCGGUCCUGGGCCGCACGAACCUGCAGCUCAUCGACAUCGCGGCGAAGCACGGCGGCGUCGCCAAGUUCCCGGGCUCGGGGGGCGCCGUCGUCGGGACCUGCGACGAGGGCCAGCUCGACGCGAUCCGCAAGGCCUACGAGGCCGAGUCCUUCGUCUUCGUCGUGCUCAAGCCCCACUUCCCCGCGGCGUCCCCGGGCGCGGCCCUCGUCGAGGCGGCGAACUAAACGUACCGGCCUG
Aureococcus anophagefferens is the source of this 1953-nucleotide messenger RNA. RefSeq lists its product as hypothetical. The coding region runs from base 12 to 1940 and encodes 642 amino acids. The transcript has 2 exons. Gene Ontology annotation, biological process: biosynthetic process. The record is from RefSeq and is a predicted model, not a curated record. Gene Ontology annotation, molecular function: ATP binding; glucuronokinase activity. Lineage: Eukaryota; Pelagophyceae; Pelagomonadales; Pelagomonadaceae.